AUGGCUAGUAAAUAUGAAAUUAUAAAUGAAGAUAAUUCAUCAGUGAUCCAGAAUACUGCCGAGGAAAUACAGUCAGAUAAUCCUUACCCAAUACUCAGUGAUGAAUUUGAUGGAAUUAAUUUGAAAAGGGGUGUAUCAGGAGUCUUUGAAAUUGAAGAUUUAGUAGAAUUGUUGCAGAGAGAAAAUUCAAAGGACAUAUUUGUAGCAAAUGUACCACCGGCAAUAAACUAUGUUGAGUACAUUUGUAUAGUCAGUGGUCAAAGUAAACGACAUGUUUUGGCACUUGCAGAGUUUGUAAGAAGAGUAUAUAAAAAGAAGUGCUUUGAAAGUGACCCUAUACCAAGAAUUGAGGGAAAAGAAUCCAAUGAGUGGAUGGCUUUAGACUUAGGUUGUAUUUACGAUAUGUACUAA
This is a messenger RNA of Ostrinia nubilalis (European corn borer), 411 nucleotides long. It is a transcript of the gene RsfS312, whose product is annotated as mitochondrial assembly of ribosomal large subunit protein 1. Gene Ontology annotation, biological process: negative regulation of translation; negative regulation of ribosome biogenesis. Gene Ontology annotation, cellular component: mitochondrion. The transcript is spliced from 2 exons. Lineage: Eukaryota; Metazoa; Arthropoda; Insecta; Lepidoptera; Crambidae. The coding region runs from base 1 to 411 and encodes 136 amino acids. The record is from RefSeq and is a predicted model, not a curated record. Gene Ontology annotation, molecular function: ribosomal large subunit binding.